Molecule: messenger RNA, 1716 nt
Organism: Ctenocephalides felis (cat flea)
Lineage: Eukaryota; Metazoa; Arthropoda; Insecta; Siphonaptera; Pulicidae
Product: adenylate kinase 8-like
Exons: 1
Coding region: 1-1716 (571 amino acids)
Source: RefSeq, a predicted model, not a curated record
AUGAAGUCUGCACUUAAUUUUCCUAUAGGAUAUUUACCAAAUGCCGAGAAAAAUAAAAUAUUCGAAAUUUUUAAGGUAGUACUUGAGCGAAUGCUUUUAGAACUACCUGAAGAUCAUGUAAUGUUUAUGAAAAAUUAUUUUAGAAACGCUCAACAAAUGCUAAACUCUCUCAGAGUGAUAAUUUAUGGCUCUCCUAGUUUUGAAAGCAAAAAACUGGCAGAAGCUUUAUCAGCGGAUUCAGAAAUGCUUGUAAUAAGUAGAAGACAAUUUUUAAAUUUGAACAGUAAUGCAGAACACCAACUUAAUCUAACAACUAUAAUUGGCAAGUUAAAAAAAAUCAUUGAGCAGGAAGAAAUAGCUGUCGGUGGUUGGCUUUUUUAUGAUAUGCCGACGUCUAGACACGAAAUUUUGCAAUUUAUAAAUGCAGGAAUUGAUCCAACGCACGUGUUUUAUAUUGAUACUUGUAUCAAUUCUCCAACUGCUUGGCAUUCGUAUGAUCAAUUUUCUCAAUACAGGCGAAAAUUUCUACAACACGUAUUGACAGCAAAACAGCUUUAUGGAAACUAUUUAAAGGUAAUUAAUGCGGGAAACAGAAACAUGAUGGAAAUUGCGUCGGAGUGCUCAAAACUUUUGCAGUAUAAGUAUGGUUUUCAUGUUCCAAGAUAUCCAAGAAUUUUAUUAAUUGCCCAACGAGGAUGCGGCAGAAAAUGCUUGGCAUUAAUGCUCAGCCAAAAAUACAAUCUAGAAUUCAUUGAUUUUGAAUUGCUAUAUAGACAAGAAAAUCUAAACUUAAAUGUAGAUCAUCGACGUGAUACGUCGCACGAUAGUGAAUUGAGGUGUGCACCGGAGAUUAUUAUUACUAUCCUGGAUAAAAAGCUAAGAGAUGUUGAAUCUCAGGGUCAUGGGUGGAUCGUGGUUGGGCUGCCCAUUGAUUGCACCAUUCUACAUGCAAUUUGCUCAAUAACUACACCUCCUAACAAAAUAAUAUUUUUGGAAAAACCUGGUAAAUUGUGCCUUGAUAAUACAACGCAGCGAUAUCAAAAGCCAUUUAUCAGUCAGCAAAUUAGUUUGUCAAAUUCCUUCAAAAGUGAUCUGAAUGAGAAACCAACACAUAGUGUUUUACAUCCUAAAAAUUUAUCGGAAUUGGCAAAAAAACAUAUUAAUCAGCUAGAGAAGAAUUGGCAUGCGAUGAAGAAAAUAUGCGAACACAAUGCUUUAACGUUUUAUUUAAAUGGCGAUAUAUAUACUGAUUCAACAUAUCGUGGUGAUAUAUUUGCAAUGAUCGAACAUGCUAUUAUAAACUGGGUGCCAUCUACUACCGUAAAACAAUCCUCAGGACAAUGUGAUGAAGAAGUUGGAAUAUCUUUUUCAGAAUUUGAACACAAACAUUAUGAAGGCGAUAAAGUAAUAACAAUUAAGGAACGAAGAGAUUGCAAACUUAACACAAAAAAUAUAAAUACAACUGAAGAUAUGAUGAGCAUGUUGAGUUCACCAUUGGGAUCGAUGGAUUUUGCAGAAAAACCUCUAAUAACAAAUAAGGAUACGGUAAUCAACCUAAUGGAUUUAGCGAAUAUGGAAAUAGUUGGAUCGGCGCAUAAACAAACAAUCAGAAAAUCGAUACCACCAAUUGACACAUCCAAAAUUGAAGUACUCUUAUCGGUUUCCACUCCAGGAUCAUCUGAACGUACAAGAAAAAAUUCAACAAUUCCGGCUUAA